CAAUGACCAAUGUGGAUUCUUCUGACUCAUUCCUUUCUCUUCUGAAUAUUUUGUUCCCCUUUUAAUCUGGUUCCAUUUCGCACCCGCACCGUAUGGCAUGAUAAUGAUUUCAACUUCUACUACUUUUUUCUACAUGCAAAUUGCAAACAACCAACCAAACCAACUGCAACAACAAACAAGUACCCCAAUUUUUAACUCAGAGAGAGAGUGAGGACUCCCACACACAGACACACAGUAGUUAGUUACGCUGUCUGUUUUUGUCACACAAAAUACACACGCGUGAGCAGACACACACAUGCCACGUCACUUAUCCAACCACCGUGUGCCGUCCCUUUUUCUUUCUUAGCUGUUCUUCACUCUUUCCCUCUUUCGUCGUUUCUUCCUUCUUCUUCUCUUAUUGUUAUUACUAACCUACUCUUCUCUCUCUCUACCUUCUUUUUCUUCUCAAUUUCUCCGUUUACUAAUUCAAAUUUAUAAUGCCCACGUGGUGGAGUAAAAAAUCAAUUAAGACCAAAGAACACCCACGUGGCGGCACAACCACCGCCGGCACCGUGCUUCACUUCAAUUUCACCAAGUCUCCGAUCAGAAACUCUACCAAUACUAACAACGUCGAAAAACCUAAAAGCUUCGACGAUGUUUCCGCUUUUAGAAAUUCCCCCAGACCAAGCAGGGAUUUCACUUCUUCUACCUCCGCCGCCGCCGGCUCUUCCUCUUGUUGUGAUUCCGAUGCCGGCGAUAAGAUAGGGAUUCCUUUGCCUCGUCCUUCCGUUUAUCCUACACAAAGCUUAAGCAACGAUCAGGGUCUUACUUUCGGAUCUACUUCCGUUUCUAGCUCUAGCGUUAGCUCCAAUGGCUCUUACGACGAUCCUUCAACUUGUAAUUCUCAGAUUAAUAGCGCUAGAGGACAAUGUGACACAAAGUUUAAUGGGAGGCCUAGAAGCCCAGUUGGGUCAAGAAGGCCCACUAGCCCAACGUCGCCUCUUCAUCCAAGGUUGCAAGUUUUGAGUCUUGACUCACCUACAGGUAGGCAAGAAGAUGGAAGGAGUGAGUGUCAUCCUUUGCCCCUUCCACCGGGAUCUCCGACUAGUCCUUCUUCUCUUCCUAACAUGAGAGGAAACGGACUGCUAGAAAACAGUACCGCUAACCGUUUCAAGUGGAAGCGAGGAAAGCUUCUCGGUCGGGGAACGUUUGGGCAUGUUUACCUGGGAUUCAAUAGUGAAAGUGGACAAUUGUGUGCAAUAAAAGAAGUCAGGGCUGUCUGUGAUGAUCAAACCUCAAAAGAGUGCCUCAAACAACUUAGUCAGGAGAUAAAUUUGUUGAGUCAGCUUUCACAUCAAAACAUUGUUCAAUACUAUGGAAGUGAUUUGGGAGAAGAAACACUUUCCGUUUAUUUGGAAUACGUCUCUGGAGGUUCUAUUCAUAAAUUACUUCAGGACUAUGGGGCCUUCAAGGAGCCUGUUAUCCAAAAUUAUACCAGACAGAUUGUCUCUGGACUUGCCUAUCUUCACGGGAGAAAUACAGUGCAUAGGGAUAUUAAAGGGGCUAACAUUCUAGUUGAUCCUAAUGGUGAAAUCAAGCUGGCAGACUUUGGAAUGGCUAAACAUAUAAAUGCUUCUUCGUCAAUGCUUUCUUUCAAAGGAAGUCCACACUGGAUGGCACCAGAGGUUGUUAUGAAUACAAAUGGCUAUAGUCUUCCUGUUGAUAUUUGGAGCUUGGGAUGCACAAUUCUUGAAAUGGCAACAUCAAAGCCUCCUUGGAGUCAAUAUGAAGGGGUAGCUGCAAUAUUUAAAAUUGGUAACAGCAAAGACAUGCCUGAAAUUCCUGAUCAUCUCUCAAAUGAUGCAAAGAAUUUCAUUAAGCUAUGCUUGCAUAGAGAUCCUUCAACUCGCCCUACAGCCCAAAUGCUACUAAAUCACCCCUUUAUUCGAGACCAGUCAGCUACAAAAGCUGCAAAUGUCAGAAUAACCAGGGAUGCUUUUCCAUAUAUGUUUGAUGGAAGUCGGACGCCGCCAGUUUCAGAUCUUCAUUCCAAUAGAACUUGUAUUGCUUCACAGGAUGGAGAUUAUGCAACAAAACCAGUUGUUACAGCUUCGCGAGCAGUUAGGAGUCCAAGAGACAACACAAGAAUGAUCACAUCAUUACCAGUAUCUCCGUGUUCAAGUCCAUUGCGACAGUACGUUCCCACACACAAGAGCUGUUUCCUAUCUCCUCCCCAUCCAACUUAUACAAUGAUGGGACAAAAUACACUCUCUUCAUAUGAAUCAUAUCCACCAAUGAGAUCAAAUGCCAAGUUUAGUCUUGAUCCUUGGCAGGAAACACCUAUGUACAAAGGCCACACACCUGGAGGAUCCCCAAGAACGAGACUUUUUUGAGUUGAAUAUGUAAAUAUACCCCUAAAAUCUUUCUUGGAAGUGAGAAGGGUUGGAGCCAUUUCGAUACAGGCAUUGGAUUGAGGAGACAUAGUAGCUUGUAACAAUUUUUACUGUAAACGCAAGGUGCUUACUAUGUUUGGACUUUGAAGUAGCGUUUUUGUUGUAUAUUGUUAUUAGUCCAUGACAGAAGAAAAGAAGAGUAAAUUUUCAUACAUGUUCCUUUUGUUUAUAAAUUGUUUUUUUGUUGUUGUAUGGGAUCCACACACGAAUUGCACAUGUAUGGUUUGGUACCAAGCCAUCACUUUUUUGGCAUGCAAGCUUCAAAACCUGAACAAGAAUGAUGGAUCUAGAUUCUCUAA
Molecule: messenger RNA, 2731 nt
Organism: Cicer arietinum (chickpea)
Lineage: Eukaryota; Viridiplantae; Streptophyta; Magnoliopsida; Fabales; Fabaceae
Product: mitogen-activated protein kinase kinase kinase 3
Biological process (GO): MAPK cascade; protein phosphorylation
Cellular component (GO): cytoplasm
Molecular function (GO): MAP kinase kinase kinase activity; ATP binding
Source: RefSeq, a predicted model, not a curated record